This is a messenger RNA of Amphibalanus amphitrite, 8509 nucleotides long. RefSeq names its product peripheral-type benzodiazepine receptor-associated protein 1-like. Gene Ontology annotation, molecular function: protein binding. Gene Ontology annotation, biological process: neuromuscular synaptic transmission. Lineage: Eukaryota; Metazoa; Arthropoda; Thecostraca; Balanomorpha; Balanidae. Bases 1154 to 7345 code for a protein of 2063 amino acids. The record is from RefSeq and is a predicted model, not a curated record. The transcript is spliced from 35 exons.
AGUAGUGGGCCGGUCGGCGGUCAGGUCGGGUGCGGUAGGGCGCGGCGCGGUGAGGACGUGAGCUGUGUCUGUGUCAGGGUGUCGCCGUGUCAGCGGUGACUCAGUGUCAGUGUCAGUGACAGACAUCGGUGGACUGAGGAGCGCGGUGAACGCUGCGGUGACUGGUUUAGUGAUCUGGUUGGCAGGCGGACGUGUCUGGUCGAGUGAUCGGAUUGUUGAACGGUUGCAGACGGUGAUCGGGUGACCAGUGAUAGGUGAUCCGUUGACUGGUGACACGAGCUGUCAGUGCAGCUGGUGAUUGGUGACUGUGACUCGCCCUGGUGACGGUCUCAGUGCGCGGCCGUGCGCACCACUAACUGCGUCACUGACGGACGGCAGACGCGCCGCACGCACUCCGGUGACCUUCUGGGCCGACCUGCCGGCCGGCAGCAGACAGCACCCGGAGCUGCCCGGUCCGUCUGCGCCGCGUGCCUGUGGCCGCGGAGUUCGAGCCUCAGCCGUCAUAUCCCUCCUGACGACUGGCUGCGGACCGGAGUCGGCUGGGGCGAUACUUACUGUUACCGGACCAUCACCGUCGACAUUAGUAUUCACGCGGAACCCCGGCCGACCGAUACCACAGUGAAAGUACCGGCGUCGUUCGGGCCGCGUCGCCGGCUGUGCGUUCGACACCUGUGACUACAAGUUGUCCUGGUCGGCGUUCGGACGUCAACAUCGUGCCUACAUCACCGAACUAGUCGCGAUCCACGCGAAACAUUCGUGACGGCCAAAUCGUGACUGUGAUCGCUGUGCGAGAUUGCCCAGGACCGGUGGUGUGCUGUCUCUGGCCCAAUCUGUGAGAUCAGUGCUUCGUCCGUGUGAGCGUCGGUGACUGGUCGGCGGCACCUUCUGCGCCCGCUGAUUGCCCACGGCGCCCAGUACUCGCUCUGAUUGACGCGGUGCGCGGCGUCCGGGACCGGGGCGCGGCGCGUGUCGGUACCCGGUCCUGCCUCUGACGUCAGCGGUCAUGGCAGUGGUAACGGCGCAGCAAGCGUCACCUGAGUGCGGCGAGGCUGGCGCAGCGGCGGCGGCGCCGCACCGCUGACCGAGUGAGCCGACAGCUGGUGGCCGAGCUGCGCCAGCCGUGUGGUGGGCGGGCUGCGCCAGCGCCGGUCAGAUGGAGCCGCAGGCCGAGCGCGAGCGGCCGCCGCCGGUCUCCGCCGCCGGCCGCUCCGAGCUGGAGCUACCGGCACCGGCCCGACAGGAGCAGGAGUCAUUCAUAGACGAAACGGAGACGGAGACGGAGUCUGGAACGGACACGGAAGGCAGUGAGUCAGAGACUGAGGCCGAAAUGGAGGGGCGUGGCUCGCGCGGGAGCGGCAGCCAACACUCGGGAGCGUCUGAUCAGGAGGCCGAGAACGAGGAGCGUGAUCAGCACGCCUCUGAUGAAGAGGAGGAAGAGGAAGACGAGGAAGAAGAGGAGUGUGGGGACUGUGAGGAGGACGACUGUGAACAGUGUGAGGGCGCCGUGGGGGGACAUUUCUCGGACGCUGAGGAGAUGGCGCCGGAGCGGUCGGCGGCGGCCGGUGCCGGUGAGGACGAUGAGGAGGCCGUGCUGCGCGAGCUGGCGCGCUCCUCGGCGCCGGCGCCGGCCACGCCCGGCCUGGACUCGCUGCGCAGCGAGUCGGGCAUCUGCUCGUCGCUCGAGUCCAGCUAUCAGGAGGAGGCGGUGGGCGCGGCCGGGGCAGCUGCUCAGAGCGACGACCAGCUGGCGCGGCUGCGGCGCGACCUGGCGCGCGAGGCCCGCCAGGAACUGCGGCACGCCAUCGCCGCCAAAAACGAGGAGCUGCGGGAGCUGCGCAGCCAGCUGCAGCUGGGCCGGCAGCGGGCGGCCAGCGCCGAGCUGCUGGGACAGCGGCGGCCGGGAGAGCUGCCUCAGCAGCAGCAGCAGCUCAGCCGGCUCCGAGAGCGCAUCAAACGGCUGCAGACCGAACGCGAGGAGCUCAAGGCUGAGGCGCAGCUGUCUCGGAUCCGCGAGAAGCAGCGCUCUGCCGAGCUGCGCCGGCUGCGGCAGCAGCAGCAGCGCCAGCUGCGCCAGCUGAUGGAAGAGUCCGGUCGGGAGAGCGUCCGCGAGACCCGCGAGCUGCGCCGGCUGCAGGAGCAGAUCGAGCGCAAGGACCAGGAGCUGUCCGAGCGGGAGAAGCAGAUCGAGCACCUCGAGUGUCAGAAGUGCUACCUGGGGGAGGAGAUCCUGCGCAUCACCGGAGUGGAGGAGGGCUUCUGGAGCGACGAGGUGCUGAAAAGCUCUCGAGUCACUGAUCGUGAGAGGGAGCUCCUGCGACGAUCAUCUCAGCUCGACACCCAGGUCAAGAAGCUGCAGAUACAAUGUAAAAACCUCAAACUAGACAACAAUGGCCUGAAGACCGCCAUGGAUGCCGAGCUGGAGAAACCGCUGGCGAUCCGCGUGAAGGCCGCCGAGAGACUGCGAGAGACACAGCUGCUCAAAAAGAAGAACCAGGAACUCACAAACAUGACGCGCAAACUGGAGGAGAAAGUCAAAACUCUGGAGAAGAAGUCGCGGGAGGUGUCACAGCAGCAGCAGGAGCGGUCUCGGACGCGUAUCGUUCGGCAGCUGCCGCAGACGCGGGCCGUGCCACCCGAGAUCCAGCAGAGAAUGGCGCCCAGUCUGCAGCAGAAGACGACUACCGUGCAAAAACGGACAGUUAGUGCGCCACAGCGGACAGUGAGUGCCGGACAGCGGACAGUGAGUGCCGGGCAGCGGACAGUGCGGACAGUGAGUGCCUCUCCGCAGCGCUCUUUGAACGGUGAGCAGAACGGCAGUAGUGUGAGCAGCAGCAGUGAGAGGCUGUCGCAGCGCGAGCGGCCCGGCCUGCAGCAGCGCACCACACUCACUGCCAAACAGCGCGAGCGAGAGUCCGAGUACCAGCGCCAGAUCAAAGAGCGAGACUCUGAGAUCAAACGGCUUAAGGAGCGCAUGAAGAUCAUCAGCGACAAACUUUCCAAGAAGAAUGAACUGCAGAUAUUAAAGGAAAAAGGAAAGAAGGAGCUUGUCAGCGUUAUCACGCAGCUGCAGAGGGAAAAGGCCAAGCUGGAGAUGCAAAUGAACGCGCUGGCAGAGGAGCAGCGCAACCAGCGAGCCUCUGACGUCGACAGAUUCCAGGCUCUCGAAGAGCAGAACAUCACCCUCUCCGCGCAGCUGAACGAGCUCAACAAACUAGUCCAGGAUCACAAGGAGAUUCAAACACAGUUCGAGGAGAAAAUCGAGGAAUGUGAGCAGCUGGCAGAAAGUUUGCACAUCAAGAAUGAAUUAUGCGAUGACCUGGAAAAGCAGCUAACAAGAGUGAUUGAGAAAAACACCGAAUUGACAAUACAAAAUAGUGAUCUUCAGCGACAAAUUCAUGAACUAGAUAGUAUAAGCUCACAAUGUGCAUCGCUCAAAGAGAGUCUCAACAGCGUCGGAACAGAAUAUGAGUCGGCCAAGUUUGAGGUAGAAACCCUGAAGGAAAAAGUUUCAACCCUGGAGUCCGUACUAAGGCAAAUGCGCGAUGCUGCUGAGCGCAAGAAGGAGCUUGAAAAGCAGCACCAGGAGGCUCAGCAGCAGCUGCGGCAGAAGCAGGAGGAGAUCGCCACGCUCACCAAGGCGUCCGAGAGCGAGAAGCAGGCCUCGCUAGACACCAUUCAGACGCUGGAGAGCAAGAUCCGGGAGCUGGAGAAAAAGGCGGAGGUUCAGAGUCUGCGCCAUGAAGAACUCAUGCUGGAAAUGUCAUCGCUCAAAAAGCAGAACAAAUACAAAAACUCUCAGGACGGCAGCCCAGACGGAACCAUCACUCCAGACUCGAUGCUGCUGUCCACGGAGAGCACUGCCCGCUCCACGCCGGUGGGCACGGCCAUCACGCCCGCCAGCCUGGACGCCCUGCCGGAGGUGGACGAGUCGCCAUUCUGGACGCGGCGAGUCACAGACAUUCAACUCCCGGCCCGCUCAGUGUCGGGACCGAGCUCAGCCAGCCUCGAGCUGGACAAAUUCCGCGCACAAAUGGAGAGCGAUACCAAGUUUUUGGCCGAGUUAGACAGGGCCCGGUCGGCGCUAGGGCUGGCGGCCUCUCUGGCGAGCAGCGGCGCGCCGGCGGCCGUUCCGCAGCCAGUGUACUUGACCUCAGCGCUGCCGACGCUGCCGGCCGGGCUGACCCAGCUGGGCGCCGACCAGCUGCUGCCCACCAACCCGUUCUCUGCCGGCUACCCGGCGGCCGGCGGCGCCCUGCUGCCGCCCGGCUACAGCCUGGACCCGGCGCUGCGCGUGGUGCCCGUGGCCGGCACGCUGCCGGCGGCGCUGCCCGGUCAGGUGGCCACCGUGCAGGCCAUCCCGGCGGGACUCUACCGCGACGACAAGGCCGGGCUGAUGAACGGCACCGUACCGGGCCUCCUGCCGGCCAACAUGGCGCACCACCUCAACACGACGCACGCGCCGGGCGUGGUAGACGUGCUGGACAUCCCCGGCAAGGGAAAGUGCCAGGUCUUCAUCGCCAGGUACUCGUACGACCCGUUCCAGCACUCGCCGAACGAGGCGCCCGAGUCGGAGCUGCGUCUGAACGCCGGCGACUACGUGCUCGUCUGGGGCGAGGUGGACGAGGACGGUUUCCUGGACGGCGAGACGCUGGACGGCCGGCGCGGCCUGGUGCCCUCCAACUUCGUCCAGAAACUGGUCGGCGAGGACCUGCUCGAGUUCCACCGGCAGGUGGUGGCCGGCCUGCGCGACUGCGACCGCACCUCCGUCUCCACCUGCGUGCCGCACGACCUCGACUUCAACUCGGCCGACGAGGCGCUCCUCAACAACAUGGACGAGUACGCGGCGGGGCGGCCGGUCCAGGACGGGUACGGGCCGCCGGCGCAGUACCCGGCCCAGUACCGGUACGAGGGCUCGCUGCUCAGUGAUGACGAGGAGGAGGAGCACCUGGGCGGAGGUCCCGGCGGGCAGGGCACAGACGUGUUCUUCUCGGUACUAGUGCCGCCGCCGCGUCAGCUGACGCUCGAGCGCCAGCUCAACAAGUCGGUGGUGAUCGGCUGGAACGCGCCCGACGCGCCGCCGGGCACCGUCGACUGCUACCACGUGUACGUGGACGGCCUGCUGAGGACGAGCGUGCGCGCCUCGGAGCGCACCUGUGCCCUCAUCGAGGGAGUCGACUCGAGCCGGCCGCACCGUAUCAGCGUGCGCGCCGUGACGCCGAACCGGCGCACCUCGCGAGACGCCGCGUGUACCAUGCUGAUCGGCAAGGACGUGCCGCUGGCGCCGACGGCCGUGCGCGCCACUAACGUCACGUCCACGUCGGCCGUGAUCAGCUGGCUGCCGAGCAACAGCAACUUCCAGCACACGGUGUGCGUCAACAGCGUGGAGGUGCGCACCGUCAAACCGGGCGUCUACCGGCACACCAUCACAGGCAUAUCUCCGAAUACGACAUAUCGUGUGAGUGUGAAAGUGAAGAACAUCACGGCACCUCAGUUCGCCAGUCGCACGCCGAAGCAGCUGGAGCGGCUGGCCACGCACAUCGAAUUCCGCACUCUGCCGAAAGGCUGGAAAGGGGUGCCCGACCCGCCGGUGGACGUCCAGUGCGAGCUGGGCCCGCAGGAGGGCAGUCUGCUGGUCACCUGGCUUCCCGUGACCAUCAACUCCACGUCGGGUACCAGCAACGGCGCGCCCGUCACCGGCUACGCCGUCUACGCCGACGGCAAGAAGGUCACCGAGCUCGGCUCACCUACAGGUGACCACGCGCUGAUCGAGCUGAACAGUAUCGCUGGCUUCCACCCCCGCCAGGUCACCGUUCGCACCAAGUCGCGUGACCUGGUGUCGGCCGACUCAGUGCCCUGUCCGAUCCCGCAGCGGGCUCAGCGCAAGAGCGGUUCGGAGCCGGGCACCGACCCGGCGGACGGCGGAGGCGGCGACCCGGGCCAGCCGCCGCCGGCGCCGCCCGACCCCGAGCUGUACAACAUCCUGGCCAACACGGCCGAGGCGCUGCCGCCGCCGCCGCCCGCCUACUCCAGCCAGUUCGCCGAGUAUGAAACUGACGAGCUCUCCGACAUACCUGAGGAGGCCGAAAACGAGCUCUCCGACUCGGACCAGCAGUCGGAGUCGGGGCGGAUGAAGUCGCAGCACGACCAGGCCGGCUCGGCGCACUCGUCACCGCUGGCCGGCCGGCGGCGGAUGCCGGCCGCCGGACCGUCACGCGGCCACCCGCACCAGCAGCAGGUGCUAGUCACUGAGGAGAACCUCAGCGACAAGGAGGUCUACCCCAGCGGCUACAUGUCGAUCCCGCAGAUCGAAAUCACCAAGGACUCGGCGAGCGAGGGCCGCGGCUCUGUGGACGCAAGCGAGGAGGACUGCGACCACCGGGGCCUGCGGGGUCGCCGGCGGGGCCCGGGCGAGCGCGGCCGGCCGCCACCGCCGCCGCCGCACGACCCGCGGCAGCAGCGCCACCGGCCGCCGCCCGCCGACCCCUACCGCGACAAUAACUACGCCGGCGGCAAUCACCGGAACGACGCCCAGAGCGGAGCGCCUCCGCCGCCGCGCCGCGCCGCCGGGCCGCGCGAGGAGCGUAUGCGCAUCUUCGUGGCUCUGUUCGACUACGAUCCGCCGACCAUGUCGCCCAAUCCGGACGCCUGCGACGAGGAGCUGCCGUUCCGAGAAGGGCAGCUCAUCAAGAUAUACGGCGACAAGGACGGUGACGGUUUUUACUGGGGCGAGGCGUCCGGCCGGGCGGGCUACGUGCCCUGUAACAUGGUGUCGGAGGUGCAGGUGGACGACGAGCGGCUGGCGCAGGAGCUCCUCAAGGAGGAGGACCGGCCGACCGCUCGGGGUCGUUCGGGCGGCGGGGGCGGCGGCGGCGGCGGAGGUCGGCCCCGCAGCGGCCAGGAGGACCGCUGGGGCGACAUCUACUCGAGCACGCCCGUAAGGCGCAUGGUGGCGCUCUAUGACUACGACCCGCAGGAGCUGUCCCCCAACGUGGACGCCGAGGUGGAGCUGUCUUUCAAUACCGGUGAUAUUAUCCACGUAUACGGCGAUAUGGACGACGAUGGCUUCUAUAUCGGGGAGGUGAAUGGAGUGCGAGGCCUUGUGCCCUCCAACUUCCUCACCGAGACGCCGCAGAACUACGACCGGCGCCGGGGCGGCCCCGAGGGCCCGUCGUCCUCGGAGCGGCGCGGUCCGCCGGGACCGGGCGUGCACGGUCCUCCCCUGCCGCCGCGGGACAAGGGCGACAGUCGCGACCGACGGAAAGGCUUAGGUGGUCUGUUGGGGUUUGUGGUGAGUACCCGGCGCUGCCACCAGGGCGGCGCCACUGCAGCGGCGGCGGCGCGGUGACGGCGAUGGUGCCCGGUCACCCGGCUUUGCCGUCCGUCACCGCGCGGCGCCGGGCCGCCACUCUAAUACAUAGAGAGAAUGUGGCCUGCGCUGAGACACGAGACUGGCGGCGUGCGAGCGAGCCCGGCGGGCGUCGGCUGCCGAUAGUCACAGAGAGACGGCGAUAGCGAGCCUGCUGGCUGCUGUACAUAGACGCCGCUCUGUCCUGGACGCUCCCCAGAUGACGAUCUGUCAGCUGUCGCAUGGGAGAGCUCGGCAACGUCCGCAGCUCGGCCCAUCGAAGUUCGGAUGGUUUGUGGAUAUAAUAGUGCGUUGGUUUUUAAAAUCAAUCAAAGUAAUCAAUCAAUCAAAGUACUACUUAACCCCGGUGUGGCUUACAUAAGAUGUGCUGCUGGGAGCGUCCUGCACGGAGCGGCUGGAACAAAACUAGAGGCCGAUACGAGUAGGAUGUAGAGAUAGCCAAGCGCUGGGGUCCGCGCGAAUAGCAACGGUUAGUGACCAAACAAUAGUGACUAGUGAAUGCCUCAGUUAGCUGCUCUGCACUCGCGGGUUGCACCGGGCCCGGGGGGGGGGGGGGCGUUCUCUCCAGACUGUCCCUCCACUGCAACUGACGGAUGGCUGGGGCGCCCUGUGACCGACUCAUGCAGCAUGCCCUGCGGGGGAGCGCUCCGCGCCGACCGACACUGGCCGCGGCGCCGCUCGGCCGCACUGCACAGGCCGCCCGCGCGCCGGUGCCGAUUUUUGAGCGGUCGCUGCCCCGGCGAGCGCUGCGCAUGUGGCGCGGCCCGUAGCCUGUAGACGCCCGCGGCACACGGCUAGCACGAGCUCUGUGUCGUGUCGGUAGUGUCGUGUCAAUGUUCGUGUGCAGCAUGGCCCGGCGAGUGCGGGCACACCCGAGGUGCGCUGCACUCGGGGCAUCACAGAAAUGGACUCUCAAAAAUGGACUCUCAGAGCGGAAAUGAUGAAUGAUCAAUGAUAAUCGAUGUUUGUGUACCUGCUAACUUGGAAAUCGUGUCCAUGGUUAAAGUUUAUGGAUACCUUACGCCGAACCUCCUGGAAAUGAAAGCAAUCCUAUUAAUAUUGAAGCAGGAUGGCCACCAUAACCGACAAGUCACGCCGUGUUUCUCCCGUGUGAUGGUUAUCUCCUGCAGCCCCUGUGCCGGC